Molecule: messenger RNA, 1337 nt
Organism: Achroia grisella
Lineage: Eukaryota; Metazoa; Arthropoda; Insecta; Lepidoptera; Pyralidae
Gene: Arfip
Product: arfaptin-2
Exons: 7
Coding region: 177-1148 (323 amino acids)
Biological process (GO): intracellular protein transport; regulation of Arp2/3 complex-mediated actin nucleation
Cellular component (GO): trans-Golgi network membrane
Molecular function (GO): phospholipid binding; protein domain specific binding
Source: RefSeq, a predicted model, not a curated record
GAACUUCGAUUCGAUUUGCUAAUUUGCUUUUAUUUUACGUCGUGUCGGAAUUGGAAUACAAAUAAUUUUCCUUGUAUAUCCCCACCGGAAAAUGUUAGUUCUUUCGAUUCACUAAAAUAAUAAUUACAUCAUAUUGUUUGAAUUUUCCUGUUUAUUGGGAAGAAAAAACCGGCGAUAUGUCUAAAUGGCAAUCGGAGAGAAGCAUUCAUGAGAUGCUGAAGGAUACACCACCAAUUAGAGAAUCUAGCGAUUCUAUAAAUUCGGGUACCGAGCCGAAAUUCCCGACGUCCCGAUCUAUGCCCUUCCCGCCUGCAUAUGCUCCACCUGAUGUUUCUCAAAAUGGUGGUGCGGGAACCAGUACGUUGCUACGUGCCGGUUCUACCAAGUUGGAGUCACUGCGUAACUGGAGUGUGUCCACAUACAAAUGCACCAAGCAGAUCCUGUAUGAGAAACUUGGCAAGAGCUCCAGAACUGUUGACACUGAAUUAGAAGCGCAAAUUGAAAUGCUACGGGAGACGCAGCGCAAGUACAACGGAAUAUUGCGGCUGAGUUCAGCGCUGACUCAGCAACUGACUGCUGCUGGGCAUACACAGCGCGCGCUGGGCGAAGCAUUCGCGGAACUUGCGCAAAAAUCACCAGAACUCCAGAACCAGUUCUUAUAUAACGCGGAUACACAGCGAUCACUCACAAGGAACGGCGAAACACUGCUGGCAGCUCUUCAUUUCUUCAACAACUCGUUAAACACGCUCACAAACAAGACCAUCGAGGAUACGUUACUCACCAUACGGCAAUAUGAAGCGGCGAGGGUUGAAUACGACGCGUACCGCAGUGAGUUGGAAGCGAGCGGUGGCAAUCCGCCGGAGUUAUUGCUAGGCAACAUAGAGCGACACCGGCGACAUUACGAACGACUCCGCGAUGAUUCCGCAGUCAAACUGAAGUUACUACACGAAAAUAGAGUGAAAGUGAUGAACAAACAGUUGCUAUUGUUCCACAACGCGGUAUCGGCGUACUUCAGCGGCAACAAUGUAGCGCUUGAAGCGGCCGUGCGACACUUCAACAUACACACGCCGACGCCCACCUCCCCCCCGCCGGCGCUCGCGACCACCCCCACCCCCGCGGUGCCACCCGUGCUGCCCAGAACUGCAUAGGAUAAUACAACGCUUGCAUCGCUGUACGGUCGGAACGCCGGGCUGUGCUCAACAGUUAGUAUGUAGGUCUCUUAUAAAUCGGAGUUGCUUUAUCUAUUAUUUAGGUAACCGAUAUGAUUUGUAGCAAUACCAUGUCUAAUUUUUUUUAUAAAUUUGUGGUAUUCUAUAAUUUACAUUCUACAUUUUAUG